AUGCAUGCCAAAGGUAGAGUUGAUUUUGCGCAUGCCAAAUGUGGAUUUCCGAUUCACCACAAGCUAAAGGUCAAGCAGAUUUUACACAGGUCGAAAGUUGAACCGAUUCGGCACAGGCCAAAUGUAAAACCAAUUUAUCCCAAACUAAAGUCGUCAAUUGCAAAAGGAGAAAGAGAGGGUGUCUGUGUGAAUGAGAGUGAGACCAACUUGAAAUUUCUCCUUCGCUUCGAAGUGGUUACAACUAGAAUUGGGACUUUAAAUCGAAAACCUGAAUCCUGCACCUUGAGAAUUAACUGCACACAAUUGGGUAGAGACACUAGCGCUAGUUCCGAAAGGGUUGGAGUUGAUGCAUUGGAUAAUGGUGGUGAUGGAGAGGAAUCUAAUGUGGAGUGGGAAUCUGAGUUUCUUGGGGAAGUUGAUCCAUUGGGUUACCAGGCUCCCACUAAAAAAAGUGACAAUGUGCAGAGGUCAAAGUUGCUUGAAGAAACUUAUGAAAUGGAUUUGUGUGUGAGGGCUAGAAAGAAAGCCCUGAAAUCAAUUGAAGCAAGGGGCAUGAGUCAUCUGAUUGAAGAUUUGGUUACUGUUAAGAAGAAAAAGAAGGACAAGAAGAAGGUACUCGUCAAGCUUCUUCAACCUAGAGGCAAAGCUAAGGUCUAGAAUG
Messenger RNA from Vigna radiata var. radiata (mung bean), 661 nucleotides. RefSeq lists its product as uncharacterized. The record is from RefSeq and is a predicted model, not a curated record. NCBI's taxonomy places the organism in Eukaryota, Viridiplantae, Streptophyta, Magnoliopsida, Fabales, Fabaceae. The coding region runs from base 1 to 657 and encodes 218 amino acids. The transcript is spliced from 3 exons.